UGUAAGGUUCUUUUAACCACACGUGAUGAAGCAGACUGUGUCCUCAUGAGAUGCGACCAUUCAAUUUCUCUGAGUCCUUUAUCUAAUGACGAAGCUUUGACAUUGCUACAAAAAAUUUCUGGUGUUAACUCCCAAUCUGGUCUAUUUGAAGUGGCACAAAAAGUUGCUUUUAAAUGCAAUGGCUUACCUGGGUUGGUUGAAAAGGUGGCAUCUUCCUUGAAAAAUAUGUCCAUUGGGAAGUGGGAAGAAUCAUUAGUUAGUCUAAGCCACUCAACAGCGCAAUAUCAAAUUUUUAUCAGCUUUAGAGGAAACGAUACUAGAGAGAUUUUCACAAAAUAUCUUUAUGACGCUUUGUGUAAGGAGGGAUUCCAGACCUUCAAAGAUGAUCAAUCAUUGCAGGGUGGUGCCCCAAUUGAGGAACUUCUUGAAGCCAUCGAAGAAUCAAGGUUUGCAAUUGUUGUUUUGUCAGAAAAUUUUGCAGACUCUAAAUGGUGUCUUAAAGAACUUAUCAAGAUUCUUGAUUGUCGGAAGAGGAAGAAACUAUUGGUUUUGCCGAUAUUUUAUGAAGUGGAACCAACAGACAUAAGACAUCUAAAAGGGAGGUAUGGUGAAGCUAUAACCGAACAUGAAAAGGAGUUAGGAAAAGAUUCUACGACAAUAAUGGAAUGGAAACAAGCAUUGAGUGAUAUUUCCAACUUGAAAGGAGAGCAUUACAAAGGAGGGACCAGAGAUCAAUUUAUCGAAAAGAUUAUAAGAUUUGCCAAUUAUAACAGACAUCGCUUAUAUAUACAAAGCAUGUACAUGAACUAGAUGGCUUCUCUUACAGUGAGUGCAGUGCAAGACAACGCUAAGUGCAGAUGUUGGGAUUUGGCAUUUGUUGUUAAUGUCUUUCUCAGUUUUAUGCUUAUUUGUUUCCUUCUGUCGUAUUUUGGGCUGGCUGCUUUUGACCCCCCAUUGUGUGUCAUAUUUUUGUAUGUAGAUGAUGGAGUACCUUAUGCUCCCUUUUAUUCUAUUUGACUUUUUUUUUAAAAAAAAAUGACUAAGCUAGUUGCAAAUGGGUCUAGGCUCAUAUAUGAAUUUUGAUUGUAAUUUAUACAUUUUUUUAAUAUUAUUUAUUUACUCAUGAAAAAAAAUCCUA
This is a messenger RNA of Trifolium pratense (red clover), 1138 nucleotides long. Its product is annotated as toll/interleukin-1 receptor-like protein. Bases 46 to 810 code for a protein of 254 amino acids. The record is from RefSeq and is a predicted model, not a curated record. The transcript is spliced from 2 exons. Gene Ontology annotation, biological process: signal transduction. Lineage: Eukaryota; Viridiplantae; Streptophyta; Magnoliopsida; Fabales; Fabaceae.